Messenger RNA from Oryzias melastigma (Indian medaka), 5345 nucleotides. RefSeq names its product neuroblast differentiation-associated protein AHNAK. Gene Ontology annotation, biological process: regulation of RNA splicing. NCBI's taxonomy places the organism in Eukaryota, Metazoa, Chordata, Actinopteri, Beloniformes, Adrianichthyidae. Gene Ontology annotation, cellular component: costamere; nucleus; cytoplasm. The record is from RefSeq and is a predicted model, not a curated record. The coding region runs from base 404 to 5002 and encodes 1532 amino acids. The transcript has 6 exons.
GGAAAUGAGCCCAGGUGUGAACAAUCACCAGGAGAAGCAGCAACAUUACAGCAGAUGAAGCAGGACUGCAGAUGCAGACACAUUUCAGGUAAUACAUUUCACAAAGUUUAAACAGCAGGAAUGAAGAUACAGAGGGGCCAAAUCUGAGAACAAAACCUGAAGUGAGUUUUGGCUUUUGCUCCAGACUUUCUCUGCUCACUCCAUCACAAGUAUUUCAGAACAUUAAUUGGGCAUUUAUCUUGCAGACUCACUCUGAACUGUCCAACAGAUCAGCAGUGACAGUCGGAGGAGAAGAAUCCCAGCUUUAGUUCAAGUGCAUCUGGAAGGAGUAUCAGGUGGCCUUUCUCCUGUGGAAUUUCCAUGCUUUAUUCCAUUAAAGCAUAUUGAUAUGUGGGCAUAAACAAUGAGUGGAGAAAGCAAACUAUUUGGAGUCACUGUGGACGGCUCCGGGCCGGAAAUCUCUGCUAAAGGAAAUGCAGAAGGAAAUCUUGCUGCAAAAGCUGACUUGCAAGCAGAAAAUAAAAUUGUUGCUGCCACUAUAAACCUCAAAGACCUUGCUGAAGACGAUGUGCACAAGAUCCUGAAGGUCCUCAAGCCCUAUGAAAGCAACAUCAAGGUUCUGACCAACAAGGACUUGAGUGCCUCUGCUGACCUGGGUGCAUUGGGGUUGGGUCUGAAAAACUCUGCUGGGGUGUUGCUUGAUAAGGAUCUUUCACUUGACACAUCAGCUAAAGCACCAAAUUUGUCUCUUGAUGGCCUAACAGGAAAGCUGAAUGGUGGGACUGGGGGUGAAUUAAAUGUCCCCACUUUCAAUGGAGCCCUUCCAAACCUCAGCCUGAAAACCCCAUCUGCUGAUGGUGGCGCUUCAGUCACUGUUCCCUCUGCAGACCUAAAGGGGCCAGAUCUAAAAGCAGAUCUAGGAGGUAAUCUCAGUGCACCCAGCGUCAGUGUCAAUGCUCCCAAAAUAAAUGCACCAAAAGCAGCACUCAAUGUUAAAGCGCCAAAUUUACAGACAGAAGCCAUAAACGCCAAGGCCCCACAAUUUAAAAUGCCAAAGUUCGAUCUCCCUCAGUUUGACCUGCCAGAAGCAGACUUGAACACUAAUCUAGAUCUCCCUACCGUCAGUGCAAAUGUAAAAACACCAAAUCUCAACAUGUCUGCUCCAGAUGUGGACGUCAAAAGUCCUGAUUUGAAUCUGAAUGGGCCAAAGGUUGAUGUGACAGGUCCUAAUGUAAAUGUAGAAGCCCCAAAUGCUGACAUGAAAACACCCGGAGGAAAAAUUAAUUGGCCACAUUUGAAAUGGAAAACUCAGAAGGUUAAAGGACCAGACUGUGACAUUAAUGCUGACCUUUCAGCACCUGAUGUCAGUCUUUCUGGACCAAAGGUAAACGGGGAACUAGGUGCACCAGAUGUUGACAUUAACUUGCCAAAAGCUGACAUCAAAGGGCCAGAUGUAGAUCUUCAAACCCCCAAUCUCGAUGUAGAGUCUCCAUCUGGCAAAAUCAACUGGCCCCAUUUGAAAUGGAAGAAACCAAAGCUCCACGGCUCCACUCCUGAUCUUCACAUGGACGCGGAUGUCAAUGCACCAAAUGUUGAUGUUUCUGUCCCAAAAGUAGAAGGUAAAAUCAACACUCCAGAUGCCGACAUUACCUUGCCAAAUGCAGAAAUCAAAGGUGCUGAUUUGGAGUUGGAAGCCCCCAAUAUCAAUGCAGAAGCUCCUUCUGGGAAAAUCAACUGGCCUCAUUUGAAAUGGAAGAAGCCAAAACUUCAUAGCCCAAAAGGAAGCUUUGAUGUGAAUGGAGAUCUUGAUGCACCAGAGCUAAACCUCACAGCUCCAAAGGUGGAAGGUGAUGUUGAGUUGCCCAACGCUGAGCUGAAUCUACCUAAUGCUGAGCUCAAGACUCCUGAUUUGGAUGUUAAUGGACCUGAUCUUGAGGUUAAUGGCCCCUCUGGAAAAAUAAACUGGCCUCAUACAAAGUGGAAAAAACCCAAACUGCAUGGACCAAAAGUUGAAGUGGAUCCAAAUUUGACCGCACCAGACGUUGACCUGUCAGGCCCAAAAAUUGAAGGAGAAGUAAACGUUCCUGAUGUUGAUGUCAAAAUACCAGAGGCUGAAAUUGGUGCACCAAAAGUUGAUGUGGAGGCUCCUUCUGGUAAACUGAAAUGGUUUACUUUAAAGAAACCCAAGACUGGCACACUUAAAGGCCCCAAACUUGACAUUGAUGCAGAUGUGAAAGUUCCUGAUGUGGACGUCCAAGGACCUGAUGUGGACUUGAAAGCACCAGAUGUAAAUCUUUCUGCACCAAAAGUUAAAGGUGAAGUUGAGGUUCCAAACGUCAAAAUGAAUAUGCCGAAUGCUGACAUCAAAAGUCCAGAUGUGGACCUUAAAGGUCCAGAUGUAAACAUUGAGCCCCCUGAUGCUAAAAUCAAGUCACCCAAAUUUAGAUUUCCAAAAUUGAAGAGUAAAAAAAUUAGUGCUCCUGACCUGGAUGUUGAUGCAACAGCACCAGAAAUUAGUGCCAAUGUUGACUUGCCAAAAGCAGACAUAAAUGCACCAAAUGUGGAUCUAAAAACCCCAGACCUCUCUUUGUCUGGCCCCAAAAUUAAAGCUUCUUCAGAUAUUGACGUUGCCCUACCAAAAGCUGACCUCAAAGGCCCUGAUGUUGACAUUCAGGCACCUGAAGUUGAAACUGGAAAAAUCAAGUUUCCUAAAUUAAAAUUUCCAAAGAUUGGUGGCUCUGGACCAAAGGUGACAGCACCAGAAGUUGAUGCCAAUAUCGCAACACCUGAUUUUGACCUGUCCCUGCCUAGAGCUGAUGUGAAUGCAAAACUUCCAGAAGCAAGUAUAACCGGUCCUGAUGUGAAUGCCAAAGUGGACCUACCCAAAGCAGAUAUAAAUGCACCCAAAGUGGACUUGAAAACCCCUGAUGUCUCCCUUACUGCUCCAAAAAUAAAAGGUGAUGUUGGUGCUCCAGAUAUUGACCUUAAAGGCCCUGAUGUUGACGUUAAAGCUCCUGAAGUUGAAACUGGAAAAACCAAGUUUUCAAAAUUCAAAUUACCAAAGUUUGGUGGCUCUGGACCAAAGGUGAAGGGACCAGAAGUCGAUGCCAAUAUCACAACACCUGAUCUUGACCUGUCCCUUGGUGAUGUGACUGCAGAACUUCCAGAAGCAAGUAUAACCGGUCCUGAUGUGAAUGCCAAAGUGGACCUACCCAAAGCAGAUAUAAAUGCACCUAAAGUGGACUUGAAAACCCCUGAUGUCUCCCUUACUGCUCCAAAAAUAAAAGGGAAUGUUAGUGCUCCAGACAUUGACCUUAAAGGCCCUGAUGUUGACGUUAAAGCUCCUGAAGUUGAAACUGGAAAAACCAAGUUUCCAAAAUUCAAAUUUCCAAAGUUUGGUGGCUCUGGACCAAGGGUGAAGGCACCAGAAGUUGAUGCCAAUGUCACAACUCCUGAUCUUGACCUGUCUCUUGCUGAUGUGAAUGCAAAACUUCCAGAAGCAAGUAUAACCUGUCCUGAUGUGAAUGCCAAAGUGGACCUACCCAAAGCAGAUAUAAAUGCACCAAAUGUAGAUCUAAAAGCCCCAGACCUCUCUCUGUCUGCCCCCAAAAUGAAAGCUUCAGAUAUUGAUGUUACCCCACCAAAAGCUGACCUUAACGGCCCUAAGGUUGACAUUAAAGCCCCUGAAGCUGAUAUGGGAAAAAUCAAGCUUCCUAAAAUAAAUUUACCAAAGUUUGGUGGCUCUGGACCAAAGGUGACAGCGCCAGAAGUUAAUGCCAAUAUCACAACACCUGAUCUUGACUUGUCCCUGCCUAGAGCUGAUGCAAAGCUCCCUGAAGCAAACUUUACAGCACCUGAUGUGAGUUUCACAACUCCAAACUUGAACUUUUCACCUCCACAAAUCAAAGGAGAAGUCAGUCAGCCAGACCUAAAUGUGGGUGCUGAUCUCAAAGGAGGUCCGACUCUGAGCACACCUGCCUUGGAUCUCAAAAGUGCCGACCUUAACCUGAAAGCACCCAAUCUCGACGUGUCUUCACCGGACAUUUCUGGGAAUCUCUCAGCACCAAGCAUAGAUGCUAAAAUGCCGAAAAAGGAACUGAAAGCUCCUGAUGUCACAGUGAAAUCUCCAAAUGCCGACAUUAGUCUGCCCAAAGCCGACAUUAAAGGACCUGAUGCACAUUUGAAAGAGCCAGAGGUUGAAGUAGAUGCUACUCUCGGGGACUUUAAACUGCCUCAUUUCAACCAUCCAUAUAUUGAUCUUUCAAUUCCCAGUGUCCUUGCAUCAGGCGAUGCUAAACUGGAAGCACCCAAGGUCAGUAUAGAAACUCCUAACACUUCUGAUCCUGCACUUGAGUUGAGCGCACCAAAGUUGGAGGGAGCCAAGGUGGACACAGAAGUUCCAAAUGUAGAUGUCAGUGUUGAGAAAUCAAAAACACCCCUUUUCAGCCUUUCAAAGUUGAACCUUUUUGGUUCAAAAUCAAAAUCUCCAGAAGUUGAUGCCAGUGCAGACCUUGGAAAGGAAGAUGCACACCUUGAAACUGAGGAUUCAAAUGCUGAGAUUCCAAUGUUCAGACCUCACAAGUUGCCAAAAAAUACCAUUGGUUCCAUUGGAGAAAUGUUUCAAUCGACCCUAUUUAAAGCUGACGCAGAUGAAAAGGAAUAUGUUGUCAGCAAAGGCGUUAAACUGCCAAUAAUUAAUGCAACAGCAAAACCUGGAGAAAAUAUUAGCGUCAUGGACAUGCUGAAAUCGUCAAAGGAGAAACGCAAUGCAUCACCAAGCGAUGGGAAAACCGAUGCUGAUCUGAAUAUUACCGCCCCAAGUCUUGACAUUAAAGCUUCAACAGAGACAAAGGAUGCCCCUCUGGUGAGAGGAGCUACUUUCAAAGUGGAAAAACCAGAAUCUAGCCUGAAUCUAACAGCUCCAGAAAUUUUACCAGAAAAGUUCGAGCUGGGCCUCUCAAACAUGCUUGGCCUUAAUGUAAAAGAUUCAGAUGACAACUGAUGAGUGAUGGUGGCGCAGAAAAACUUGAGUCCUGUAACGCUGUACAUAGAUGUAAUUAGACCAAGUCCACAUCUUUGUCCAAGUGAAGUUAGCUACUGAUCAUCUGCAGUAUCCAGAUAGUGUAAUAACUGCUGAAUGGACAACUUUUUUUUAUAGGCUAUGUGAAUAAUCCUGUUAUUUAUACAAGCUUCUUUUCUAAGCAAUUGCUGAUUUUACUUAUGAAAUAUACGGAUAUGAUAAGAAAUAAGCUCCCUUAGUACAAUGCCUUUCUUUUAACAUUUUAAUAAGUAAAUUGUAAGAGUGAACAUUUGUGAAAUUAUUCAAUAAAUCAGUUUAAUUCUGA